Rhipicephalus microplus (southern cattle tick) is the source of this 4666-nucleotide messenger RNA. RefSeq lists its product as uncharacterized. Gene Ontology annotation, molecular function: protein dimerization activity. Lineage: Eukaryota; Metazoa; Arthropoda; Arachnida; Ixodida; Ixodidae. The record is from RefSeq and is a predicted model, not a curated record.
UGCUCGAAGCGCGCGUGUGUGCGGUGCGCGAGCUGACACGCCGUGCCCCACGCACCGUAAAGUGGUGUGCGGGUCUAUGAAAUCGUGUGCGGACACCGUUUGUGCUCCCGUCGCUACGUGGAUGCGUUCUUCAAGCCGCGAAACUGUCAUCACGCCGAUCGCAGCGCAGCAACGGGGACGAGUCGGGACGAGAGACGCCGCGGGAGCGGCCAGCCGCCGAUCUCGCGUCUAGGCCUAAUGAAGUGUCUCCGCCGUCGGCUGUGUUGUGUUAGCGCGCGGCUAUCGCUUUGGGAAGUCACCGUUCACCGGACCAUCUGUACCGUGUUUGUGUAAGAAGUGAGUCCUGAGAAGGUAGGCAACGCCCAGGAGGGGCUGGGCAAUGCAGUCGGUAUUGGCAUGGUCCCCGCUUGAUCGUCGUCACUUCUCAUACUACCCAAGCCAGCUGCUGCACAAGCGCAUCGCAACCGACCCUCUGGCCCCCAUUGGGGCCACACCAGCCUCAACGGCUGUCUCGCCUCAGCAGAGCCUCAGGAAAGCACCUGCUGUUCCGAGCGAGCCAUCUGCCGCCCAGGGCCUACAGGCACCAGUGGACGACCACAGUGUGACAUACGCUGGUGCGAGCGAAUUUACCCCGAGCUUUAGGGAAGGAAUGACUGGCCUGUUGACAAAGCACGCAAGCCCUGGCUCGCAAGCUCAGGAAAGCGGUGCCCUGAUGGCAGGUGGUGCUGGCCGAGAGGACGACUGGCAGAUGCCGUGCCUGGAGCCCUCGCCCGAGCUCCGGUCUGUGCGUAGUGCUGCCAAGCGCUGGGGGCCCCGCUCGCCCGAGAUGCCCAUGCUUGUGCCAGCAGUAAGCAAGGGGCCUGCAGAGGAGGCUGAGGAGGUGGUGUCCAGGCAGACGCAGCUUCUUCUUAGCCGAUUUCAAGGAAGUGUAGAGGUGGACAGUAUUGAUGGUUUGGACUUCUAUAGUUUCUCCAGUGUGGAGGACCUCAACGAGUUUGCACGUUCCAUGGACCAACUACUUGAAGAGCAGUAUCAAGAGCCACGCUCCCAGGACGAAUCGGUGUCUUCAUCUGAGGCGCGGUCUGGCGCAGCCGAUGAGGAGUGGCGCGAGACGGACUGGGCAGAAGAGAGGCAGCCUGUGGUCGUGCUUCCGCGCAAGACGACAGACAUUACCAAGAUAAAGGGGUGGCGGCACAAGGCAUUUGGUCCCGACCAGACUGUGGACCAGGCAGCGGAUCACACGACACGCUGGGUCAUGGAGCAGAUGAACGAACAAGCGUGGCGCCAGGAGGAGGAACAGAAGCAGGAGCCGCCGGCACUGAUGACGCGGAGAGCUACUGCUGCAGCGGCUGCUGCAGCGGCAGCAGCGAGCGGGCACCAGGUGUCGGCGUCAAAUCAGGCAGCACCCCAGCCUGAAGCAACGAUCAAGAUUGAUAAACAGGAAAACCUGCAGGCAGCUGAAAUGUCGAUGUCCAAGGGUGUGCGCUGUGCCUUCCUGAGCUCCAAGUUGGACGAGUUCUUGCAGCACCAAUCGGAGCUGCGAGUGGUACAGCUGGCCCAGCUCAACCCCAACAUCUUACCCCUGCCCGAGGGCCAGGGAGUGCUGGCACUGAGCAACCCGGUUCUUGCGUGCAAGGGCCCCGAGGGUGCAUCCAGGCAAGUGGGCCCUACCCGACAGAUGACUUAUCGUCCGUCGCGACGCUACGGGAGGCCACAGGCAAGUGCUGCAGACACUAAGUGUGCAUCAGCUGGUGCACGGAUUGAGCACUGGAAGACUAGUGCCGCGCCCGCUGUACGGCGUCGGCAACAUAUUAGCUCAACGACUGACAAAGCAGCGGAGGAACCCGAAGUACCUUCUCCAUCUCCAUCCAAGCCUGUUGCUGGCACUGCAGCAAUAGACGACUCCUUGCCCAAGUCUCCGGCAAAGCGUGCAAAGAUAGAAGCUGAGGAAGAUGCACCUUUCCUGGCAAUGACUAGCCGCAGAUUACGUGGUGGCCAGGUGACACAAGAUUCUUCCUUGAACAAGGCUGCUGUUGCAUCUAAGGAGGGGCCCAAAAAGAAGGAGCCCUCUACCCUUAAGGAGCCCAGUAUUCCGAAGGAAAGUUCAAGGAAGAAGGAGUGCGUCUCCAACCCCGUGACGCCCUCAAAGACAACUGGCGCGGUAGCGGCAAAGAAAACUGCUGUGGUGGUCCCUCCGCCUGCCGAGGAGGCGUUGCCUUACGGUGCGUACGAGGACAGCGGCGACUACCCGAUCGUGCCAGAGACCCAGUUUACCAGUGAGCAGAAGCGUUUGCUUCAAGAACUUCUCACAAGCACACAGUGCAGUCGGCCACUCCAGGUAGUUGUGCCCGGGGACCCCUGUUUCGUGUGCCCGCAACUGGACCAGCACGAUGCCCUUGCGGCUGCGCGAGCGCUUUUGCUAGCUGAAGACGGCACACAUCGCAAGACAUCGACUACCUCUGGCAAGCCAGGGGCUCCUUCGCAUGCCUCUGCUGGGCAGAAAACGGCACAAACGGUGGGGCAUGCAGCCAGUGCACCGAAGGGAGCAAAUGUAGUAAAGAAGGGCAGACCACCGUCUAAGGAAGCGGUGACAAAGAAGAGCACUGUGGAUGUGUCCAAGACAACUUGCAAGCCCAAAGUGAAGGCGCUCUCUGUUCCUGCGAUACCAACUUCACCGCCUGAGUCGACACAAAGCACCCGCAGCCGUCGGCCGAUCCGGCUUCCUGCUCGCUUCCAAGACUCUGCUUUGUACUUCUCCCCCAACGGAGACCUGUUUGACGUUCCAUUGUCGCCCACGUCAGCUCGACAGCGGGGACGCAUGAAUUGUUGCUGGGUAGGUGUUUGCUCAGGGAUUUCUUUGGACGGGGUUCAGAAGCCAUGGUGUUCCAAGAAAUGUGCCCCAGGGAACUGUGAUACUUGCUUGCUACAAUGGGCAUUACAUUUUCUGUGGCAGCAGACAUCUUAUGAUGACUAUAGCUCGAAGGUUGCCCAGCCACAACCACCCCUCCCUCCGCCAGCCCCAGCAGCACCCGUCCAGUCUGAUACAGUGCUGUUGUCUUCAUCUUCAUCUUCGUGUGCUUCAUCACCAUGUUCAUCACGAUUGUCAUCACGCUCAUCAUCUCCUUGUGGCAGCUGGUGUGAGGUUGCCACAGCUUCGCAGGCCUCCAGCAAAAUGAAUGAUGAAGGCACAAAGACAUUCUCUAUCAAUGGUAGCCGGACUCUGAAGCAUCUGGCACGCUUAAAGACAGAUGUCUUCAUCAACUUACAUUCCAUCAAUGACUCGCAGGCUUCCUCAACUCCUGAAGGCUCUGUUGAUAACAUUGAUGAUUUUUCAGACUCUGAUGAGGAGGAGUUGUCUGUGGGCGAUGAGUCGUGCACCAAGGACAGUGAGGGAAACCCAUUGAAGAAGAAGGCAUGCAGGGAACGAAUUAGACGCCAGCAGAUGCAUAACCUGUUAAUGGAGCUUCAGAAUGUGGUCUACAGAACGCCCACCACCAAGCCUGUCUCUAAGGUGGCCGUCUUGUCGCAGGCUAACCAGUAUCUCCGCUGCCUGGAAGUUUUAUCGUCCCACCUGCUUAAGGAGAAGCGUUGGCUGAAGCGACGUCAGGCUGCCCUUAAGCUCUGCUUGCAGGCCAGCUGCCAGGGCACGCAGGUACCACGACUGCCCCAGGCCGAGCCCAAGCCCCCACCGGUGCCUGCUUCUGUUUUGGAAGUGUGCGACCUGAGUGAUUGCACUGUGCCUCCUGUCCGGGAAGCUAGUGAUGAACUGCUCAAUGGCAGCAGCGACACAAAUUCACCUUCUGCACUGCCAAUAGGGAAAAGCAAGAGGAAUGGAGGUUCUAGUGACAGCAAACUUCAUCAUGGCAAAAACGAGAAUUCUUCCAAGUCUGGUUUGGACAAGACUUCAAAGCAAAAAGCCCCACGACCAGUGAAAAUUUUGGACACAGGUGCCAGAACAGGUUCUCUAUCAAAGGUUGAGGCAGUUACGAGCAAGGAGUCUAACAUGGAGACGACAUUUGGGAACGAUAGCUCUUCAAAAGUUUCCUUCAAGUUGAAUGAUGGCCACAUCGGUGCCCUGUGCACCAUUCCAGCACCCCCUGUUGAUUCACCCAAGAAGUACACCCUGUACCCUGCCAAGGGUACCACGCUUACUGACCUGUCAAAGGUUGCUGCUGCAGCACAACAGAUCCUCGGGCCUUGCGUAAUCAAGCGAGUCAAGCUGCGUUCAGGCCAGACUGUGUAUGUUUAUGGGCAACCUGAAGGCGCCAAUGCAUCAACAACGGACGGCACACUUCCCACGCAAGAGUGCCCCGAUAGUGGUGCUGGUGAAGAGUACCAGCCUCUGCCAUCAGGAACCUUGUCAGCCUGGCAAAAUGAGCAGGUGUCUACGUUGCAACUCGCAGCACCAUCUGCAUUGGCGGAGCCAGACGCGCAACCCAGCCUUGACGAGGAAAUGCCAGAGGUUACAUAUGAGGAAGACACUCAGGACAGGUUAUUGCAAGGCACUGAAGAAGACCAACAAGCUUAUCACAGUGGCAAUGUCGACGAAGAGGAGGGUGAUUUGGGGGACACUUCGGAGUGGAUCUCGGGUGACGGUGACACUUGCAUCGUGAUGAAACUGCCCGUGACCUCGGACGAGGAGGAAUCUUCAUCAGACGAGUCAUAG